AUGGACCCAGAGACGAGGUACAUGUCCCUCUCAUUCGUUCCUGGGACUAACUCUGAGCAGCUGCCAACACCUUGGAAGUUCCUGGCUGCUGCCUGCAGUGAUGGAUCGGUCCGGGUCUUUGGUCUCCUGGAGGCCGCUCGGAAGCUGGUGCUGGUGGCUGAGUCGUUCCACCACCAGCGCUGUGUGCUGAAGGUGGAGGUGUUCCUGCACACGCAGGCAGGAGGGGAGAGGAAGCACCUGCUGUGCAGCGCAGCCACCGAUGGCAGCCUCGCCUUCUGGGACAUCACCGGCCCCGUGGCAGAGGCGACGGCCGCCCUGCACCGAGCAGGGGGGGAGAUGCAGCCCCUGGCCCUGGGCUCCCCGCUGCUCACGGUCAUGGCCCACAGCUGCGGCGUGAACAGUCUCCACAUCCGCCCCGUGCCGGAGGGACGGUACCUGGUGGCCAGUGGCAGUGACGAUGGCUCCAUCCACGUCUGCCUGCUGGAGGUGGCCCUUGAUGGCCAGGUGCCAAAGGGAACCUGCCUGCGUGUCCUGGAGCGGGCAGCCAGGCCCUGUGCCCACGCUGCCCACAUCACAGGGAUCCGGGUGCUGCGGCCGGACCUGCUGCUCUCUGCCUCAGUGGACCAGCGCCUGACACUGUGGGGCUGGGGCCCUGGGGGGCUGGACCCCCUCAGCACCACGUUCUUCCAUGUGCCUGACCUGGCUGAGCUGGACUGCUGGGAGGUGGCAGAAGCUGGGGGGGGCCUGCGGUACUGCUGUGUGCUGUGUGGGCAGGGCCUGGAGAUGCUGCAGGGCACAGCACCCCCCUGA
Molecule: messenger RNA, 810 nt
Organism: Chaetura pelagica (chimney swift)
Lineage: Eukaryota; Metazoa; Chordata; Aves; Apodiformes; Apodidae
Gene: WDR6
Product: WD repeat domain 6
Exons: 5
Coding region: 1-810 (269 amino acids)
Biological process (GO): tRNA methylation
Cellular component (GO): cytoplasm
Molecular function (GO): protein binding
Source: RefSeq, a predicted model, not a curated record